AUGCGCUACUCCCUCACUCUUCUUGCCUUUGCCGCCACGGCUCUGGCUCUUCCCACCCCACAACCUGCCGACGAUGGCAAGUGGGCUCCUGGGAAGUACGAGGGCGGCAAGACUGGCUACGACGACGGAAAGUGGUACCCCGGAAAGUACCCAGGCCGCAGUGAAGACGACACCGUCGAGGAAGCCACAAGAGCCGAUGACGGCAAAUGGGCCCCCGGAAAGUAUGAGGGUGGCAAGACUGGCUAUGAUGAUGGCAAGUGGUAUCCCGGAAAGUACCCAGGCCGAGAUGAGGCUGGCAGUAAUGAUGAGACCGAGGAGGUCAAGCGUGCCGAUGACGGGAAGUGGUACCCUGGAAAGUACGAGGGUGGCAAGACUGGCUACGAUGAUGGCAAGUGGUAUCCUGGAAAGUACCCUGGCCGCAGCGAGGAGAGUGUUGAUGAUGUGAAGAGGGAGGAAGAAACCGAUGAGGUCAAGAGAGCCGACGAUGGCAAGUGGUACCCCGGAAAGUAUGAGGGCGGCAAGACUGGCUUCGACGACGGAAAGUGGUAUCCCGGAAAGUAUCCCGGCCGCAGCGAGGAGGUCGAGGUCAACGCAUAA
This is a messenger RNA of Clonostachys rhizophaga, 597 nucleotides long. Lineage: Eukaryota; Fungi; Ascomycota; Sordariomycetes; Hypocreales; Bionectriaceae. The record is from the annotation of a GenBank genome assembly.